Molecule: messenger RNA, 1681 nt
Organism: Umbelopsis ramanniana AG
Lineage: Eukaryota; Fungi; Mucoromycota; Umbelopsidomycetes; Umbelopsidales; Umbelopsidaceae
Exons: 6
Coding region: 86-1417 (443 amino acids)
Source: RefSeq, a predicted model, not a curated record
GGACUCAAACACAGCCAAAAAAAAUAACCCUACGUUAUCGAAAUCUUUGUCCCUGGCUUCCAUUGUGGUGCACAUUUAAUCCCUCAUGGAUCACAAUACUACUGCCUUGUACGAGACUCUUGGUAUCUCGAAAGCUGCCACCCCAGAAGAGAUUAAGAAGGCAUAUCGACGACUAGCUCUUCGAUACCACCCCGACAAGAACCCAGACAGUGCCGAGCAGUUUAAGAACAUCAGCCAUGCUUAUGAGGUACUCAGUGACGAAAAGAAGAGGAAAGUUUAUGACCGCUAUGGUGAACUCGGUCUCAAUAUGAUGGGCACUGUCGCUAGCCCAUUGUUCGAUCCCGAAAUUGAAUCUAUGCUAUGCACUCUGUUCAUGACCUUGGCUUCAGCAUUUGCGCUGUUAAUUAUUUUCUUCGUAUUUUUAUCUCUACGUAUUGAUAAUAUGGUACUGUGGAAAUGGUCCGUGGUUUGGAUCCCACUCUGGAUAUGUGAUGCCAUCGUCAUUCUGUCCUUCUUGACACAUUUUGUUCAAUCUUUCCGAGACGAUGAUGACGAGAAGUACGACGACGAUGAUGAGGAAGCCGACAUGGCCCACGAGGAUGAGACUGAGGAGCAACGUGCGAAUCGUCGGGCUGCACGAAGAAGACAGCGUCGACGUUUGUCACAAGUUCGCAUCUCACUUUCCUUGAUCUAUGUCAUACUAGCCCUCCUGUUCCAAAUUUUCAUCGUCAUUCGACUGGAUCAACUUGUUAUGUGGAGUGCCGCCAUGGUAUUCAUCCCUUAUUUCAUUUUGGAAGGCCUUAACUUUAUGUUCACCUCUGUCGACUUCUUCAUCAACUUGAAAAUUAUGCAAAUGGCUGCGGAACAUCACAAGGUCGGCCUUCGAUUGAUCCUUCAGUUGCUUUUUGAAGGAUUUUGGUGGUUUGUCAUUCGCUUGGUCCAAGGCAUUCUCAUUGUCUUGAGGAUCGACCAAGUCGUAACUUGCUCUUGGGGUAUCAUCUUCAUCCCCCUCUAUCUUAUCUUUGUCAAAUACGCCAUCCAGCUCAUCUUCGCAUACAGACGAUUCCAACUUAUUCCACAACAAGAAAUGGCCCAGCAGGGCAAGCUCACCGUCAAGCUUGGAUUUAUUGCCCUGACAAUCGUUGGUGUCUUGUUCUACUCUCUUGUUGGUCUUAUUGCUAGACGUCUGGACGGAUACGAAUAUAUCAAAAUGUCCAAUGUCCUCAUUCCAAUUUUCAUCGUAUUGUCAAUUGUUUUCUGCUGUACGGGCUGCUGCUUGCCAUGUAUUUUAAUGGUGUCAAGCGUAGGAGACUUGGGCGAUGAAGCGGAUGGACGACUGAUUGACCCUAACAGGCGUAUUACCCAGUAUGCAGACACAACCCCUUUACAAUCGCAAUCCGAAAUGACUGAAGCAUAAACGAACACACAAAGCACUACACUUAUUUGUAAUAACACUAUUAAAAAUCAACUCAAUAUUCUUCCAUAGUCUCUUGCUCUUCGCAUCUUAAUAUUCACAUUUUCUACCCUUCUCAAUUACUUUUAGCUGCUUUGUUUCUUCCAAUCCAAAACAUCUGUAAAUUGCUCCCACGAUUAUACAGUAUUCAUCAAUGUGCAUUGAAAUUCAAGCUAUAAACAUUUCCUGAAAAUCGUCCGUCGUAGGUAAUAUCUGCCUCAACCGACA